Messenger RNA from Folsomia candida, 940 nucleotides. RefSeq names its product gastrula zinc finger protein XlCGF8.2DB-like. The coding region runs from base 59 to 745 and encodes 228 amino acids. The record is from RefSeq and is a predicted model, not a curated record. Gene Ontology annotation, cellular component: nucleus. Lineage: Eukaryota; Metazoa; Arthropoda; Collembola; Entomobryomorpha; Isotomidae. Gene Ontology annotation, biological process: regulation of transcription by RNA polymerase II. The transcript has 4 exons.
UUUCACGUUGGCAGAGGACGUAAACUUGCACCUUCGUCAAAAUCACCUAAGAUUUCGAAUGGAGCCACCUCCCGGAAGCGGAUGGAGAUGCUCCAAAUGCUUAAAAACGUUCAACACCAAAGCAAAUUUAAGGUACCACAUGUUUUCACACGACACCUUUGCGAAAGCGAAAUGCGAGAUCUGCGGGAAAGUUUUGAAAAAUCCACUAGUCCUGUCCCAACACAUAAAACGGCAUCAUACCAAGCGGGACCGACCCAGUUGCAACAUUUGCCAUCGUGUAUUUGCCACACCUCAAAAUUUACGGGCACACAUAAGUACUGUACACAACAGGACGAAACGACCUCGUUUUCCAUGUGAAUUUCCUGGAUGUGGAAAAACCUACUUAAACAAGGAAGGUGUAUCGACACAUAUAAAAGCAGAACACUCCGAAAAUCCGAUCCGAUUUCCGUGCACACUUUGCGGCAAAGAAUUCGAGGCCAAACGAGACCUUGAGUUACACAUUAACACCCACACGACGGAGAAGGCGUACAUUUGUCCCAAUUGUGGGAGGGGUUUCGCGCAUCGGACAAGCUUGAAAAAUCAUGAGUGUAUUGGAGGAACAAAAAAGAAUGAGAUGAACGACAUCCGUAAACUGAAAAUGAGAAAGACCUCACUUGAGCAAGGGUGUGCGGAAGACUCCAGCCCACGGACCCCAGCCCGUUGGAGUCCAGCCCACCAUUUCCAGCCCGCGAUCUCCAGCCCUUAAUUAUCUCCAGCCCUAAUUAUUUCCAGCCCAUAAAUAUCCCCUGCCCGUGUAUAAAAACCUAUCCGUACAGCUUUGCUUAGCUCGAACCAGGAUUUAUUAGAAAACUCAAGUUUCUCAAAAUUUUAUUUUCAAAAAUUUUGAAAUUCAACCCUCAUAUAUUCAAAUUUGGAAUUUAUUUUUCGACUCCAUACUAAA